Molecule: messenger RNA, 823 nt
Organism: Oppia nitens
Lineage: Eukaryota; Metazoa; Arthropoda; Arachnida; Sarcoptiformes; Oppiidae
Product: E3 ubiquitin-protein ligase NRDP1-like
Exons: 4
Biological process (GO): protein ubiquitination
Molecular function (GO): protein binding; ubiquitin-protein transferase activity
Source: RefSeq, a predicted model, not a curated record
AUGGCUGGUUAUGAUUGCAACCGAUUUGUUAAUCUAAGUCCAUCGGAUAGGGCUGAGCUAACAUGUAGUAUAUGUCGGAAUAUUAUUUGCUAUCCAGUUAUAGCCCAGUGUUGUCUCCAAACAUUUUGCAAAGACUGUAUCAACAAUUGGCUGUCGACUAACAAUACCUGUCCGUAUGAUAGAAAAACACUUACAAUGGAGGCAUUAACCCGACCACCCAGAAUUAUGGCUAAUAUGUUGGGAAAACUUCAAAUCAAAUGUGAUUUCCGGGAUAAGGGUUGUACUGAAAUAAUAUCAUUAGAGGAGUUGUCUAAACAUGUAAACAAUUGUCCGUACAAUUCAUCAAACAUUAGUCUAUUGACAACAACUUCUUCAAGAGAUAAGUGUUUAUUAAGAAAAAUCAAUGAAUUAGAGACCGAAAGGGAAAACAUAUUGAAAUCAAUUCAAGACUUAACAAACAGUCAACAAUUGACUACAACUAAUAUUUUAAAAUCAUGUGAAUAUUAUUCACCAAAUACUGAUGAGUGGUUUUUUGCUAAACCAAUGAGUCAGGAAAGGCGUGGUCUGGCACUGGUAGCACACAAUGGGUUUAUAUAUGCUAUCGGAGGUAAUAAUCUAAAAGUAUCUUUUAAUACAAUGGAAAGAUAUGAUAAAACUACACAACAAUGGAAACCAAUGGCUAAUAUGAUAUAUCAAAGAAUUGAUUUUGCAUCAGCAUCAUUUAUGGAUAAAAUAUAUGUUUGCGGCGGUUCGGGUAUUAGUAGUGAUGUGGGGAAAUCAUGCGAAACAUAUGAUCCGCAAACAAAUCAAUGGACACAAAUUG